Candidozyma haemuli is the source of this 810-nucleotide messenger RNA. RefSeq lists its product as uncharacterized. The transcript has a single exon. The coding region runs from base 1 to 810 and encodes 269 amino acids. The record is from RefSeq and is a predicted model, not a curated record. Lineage: Eukaryota; Fungi; Ascomycota; Pichiomycetes; Serinales; Metschnikowiaceae.
AUGUCUGCUCCACUUAUGAUGCUCAUCAACCUCAUUAGGGACCCUGAGAUCUCCAAUAAGGUGAUCUUGCAGUUUGCUUUUAGACAAAUCAAGGCCAUUGGAUACGCCAAAGUGCUCUCUUUGUUGCUUGGAGCGUUGAUGGUGGGAGUGUCUUCUGUGAUUAAGAUCCCGCAGAUUCGAAAGAUCUUGGGCCCCAAGACGAUGGCGGCGAGAUCCAAGUUGGCCAAGGGUCUUAGUGAAGAAUCGGUCACUUUGGAGACGGCUGCUCAAUGGAUCCAUGUCACGUACAACAAGCAGCAGAGAAACAGUUUUGUCAAUUACGGCGAGCUGUUCUUGUUGGGUCUUCAGAACAUUGCUAUUCUCUUGCUUCUCAAGUACUACAAGUUGAGAAGAGAGCUCGCUGCCGCCACCACCUUGAGCGAGAAGGACCAGAUCAGAGAAUGCUUCAAGGCUUUGCUUAAGCCUGCUGCCACCAUUGUGGCUGUGUUGGUGUUUUUGACCAAGAUCUGUCCACCUCAGGUUAUUGCUACUUUGCAGAUUUUGAACAUUCCAAUUGGCAUUUUGGCCAAGAUUCCUCAAAUCAGAAGAAACCAGGCAUUGAAGAGCACCGCUCACUUGUCUGAGGUGACGAUUUUCGCCAAUGUGAUUGGUUCGCUCAUCCGUGUGUUCACCACGGCCUCGAACUUCAAGAAGUCCCGCACCAGAGACUCUGUCUUGCUUGCUGGCUACCUGACCUCUUUUGCUUUGAAUGCUGUUCUUGCCGGCCAGAUUGUUCACUACGGAAAGAAGGAGGAGAAGAAGCUCGAGUAA